This is a messenger RNA of Biomphalaria glabrata, 4471 nucleotides long. Its product is annotated as protein mab-21-like. Lineage: Eukaryota; Metazoa; Mollusca; Gastropoda; Planorbidae. The record is from RefSeq and is a predicted model, not a curated record. The transcript is spliced from 2 exons. The coding region runs from base 91 to 1242 and encodes 383 amino acids.
CAGAUAACUCUAGCUUUGUUUAUGGUCUCGUUGAUACCGACGCCGAGGCCUUGACGAGGAGAUAAACAACUCCUCCGACCGGACGGGUAAAUGGUAGAUUAUCGAUGCGUCGAGGACAACAUGGAAGAGCUGAACUUGGCUUUGCACAGGUUCCACCAAAACAUAGUGGAACCUUCCGUACAUCUAUGCAGGGACACUAUCGCUUUCUGUAUGACUCAGGUCAUUUUGCCACUCAUGGAGAAAGUGGGCGAGCUGGACGCCCGAUUCAAAUGCGCAUUCCCUAUGCCCAACGAGGCCUACUUCGAGGGCAUGAAGACAACGAGCGUUGACGAGUUUGAAUUGACUGUGAUCCUAACGAACCUCCUGCCCAUGAAAGUAUUCGAGGAUGUGGGAUACCAGAACAGCAACUUCCAGUGCUAUGGGCACGUGAUAGCCCACCCGGCGCCCCACCACUUGGGAGAUGUGGUGCUGGAGUCGGGCACCUCCCAGGGAUUAGUCUCUGCUCACAGAAUCAGGGAGAUGUUUGCUCAGCUAGUCAUUCAGGCAGCCUCCGUCCUACCAGUUCUGGGGAUUAAGAUUGAUGUCGUCUACAGAGAACCCUACACAGUUGUAAAAAUUUUGAGAAGUCCGGAUCUUUUCUUUUUCGAACUAGUCCCAGCAUUUCUCUUUGAGCAGCAGUGGCCCAGCAGCGCAGCCUCAUGGCCCGAGGCCACAAACGAAUGGUUGACGGACCUGGACGCCAGCUUCGUAAAAGAAAUGGGCUUCUACGCACUUGCCGCCCCUUGCCCAGCCAACCCCGCGGACCCAUCCCUCUUUAGAAUAUCCUUCAGCAGAGCCGAGAAGUACCUGCUUCGAAAAGUCCCUCAGCCUAAUCCCGAUCUCCCGCCCGUGUCCAGGAAGGACAGCGAAAAGAUACUUCGCAUCAUCCGGGAGGCUGACAAGGACGAUUUCGGGCUGGUCAGCUCGUACCACAUAAAGACUGUUCUGCUGCACCAGUGCAUGAGGUGGCCGGACCCGAUGGAGUGGCUGCCUGAAAAACUGACGGAGAGAUUUCUGGAGCUCUUUCGUGACCUCAUCCUGUCGCUGGACAGGAAGGAACUUCCACACUUCUUCAUACGCAACUGCAACCUUUUGAGGCUCUACCCUCCAGAGCAGCUCAACACCGCCGCAGCCAAACUGAAAGCAAUUUACGAAGAGAUCAUUUUAGCCCCAUCUAAAAGUAUUCGUUUGAGCGUAGACUAAACAAAAGCCGCAUCUUCUGAAUGAGACACGUACUAUUUAAAAAAAAGACACGUGUCCAUUAGGGCCAAGCAUCGCCUGAUCUGGUUGUGCUGUAAUAUUUAAUCAAUAUGUGAUCUAUGCUGUGCCAUAUAUAACAGCUCUUCCGACACCAUUGGUCCUGAUCAGUGAUUUUGUAACUUAUGUAUGGUUUUAAAGAAACAGAUUUCAAAGAAAAAUCUCAAUAUUGAAUGUAAUUUGAACUUUGAACUAUAUCUAGAUUAAAUAUCUAUAAUGCUUUUCUUUUGAAGAACUCUAAAUUCUAGUGUCGAAAGUAGAGUAGCCUACAGGUAAAUCUAUAUACUAGUGACCACGUUAAUUUGUCUAUUUAUUUUUUGGACAUGUCUCCAGCUUAGUAAAAAAAAAAUAAGGAAGGGAUUUUUUAUAAUAUAGAAUUCUUGAAAAUUUGAUACAAAUUGAAAUUUGACAGAUUCGCGAAUCUCGCGUAAAAUUGUCGACGUGUUAGGACACGAAACAGAUCCCCGUUAUUAACCAAAAGUGUCACAUUGGCGACACACACAUUGCAUAGGACUCUUGACUUGAAGAUCUAUUUCAUCAAUAAUAAUAUUUCCAUAGGGCAAAUGAUUCUUUAAAAGCAAUUUAAAAACAAAACAAAAACAAAACGAUACAUUUCUCUUUCCUACCUUUAUGUAAAGCGUCUGUUGACCCUUUAUAGCACUUAUACAUAUUUACUGGGUUUUUUUUUAGGUAUGUUUCAUUAGAAUAACACACUUUUGUUGAGGCUAGUAAGUAAAGUUCACCUUUAAUACCUUUUGAUCUAUAGGGCAUAAAGGUCAUUUGUUUUUGUGGCCUUUACUUUUCCCAAACUAAUGCAUGGUACCCACUAAAGCUGGGUGGACUCAGAAAUGCUCCUAAAAGACCCCAUAAUUAAAAAUCCCAGUCUUCACCAGGAUUCGAACCAAGGACCCCCGGUUCGGAAGCCAUGCGCUUUACCACUCUGCCCUCGUGUUUGUCCUGGCUACUUAACUUGAUUCAUUCGUCUCAAAUGUGUGCGUGAAUUGAAAAACAAAAUAUGUAAGUACCAAGAAUUUCCACUUGCCUAUAUUUGCAAAGUAAAGUUCAAUCAACUUGUCCAUCUCUUUCCACUUGCCUAUAUUGGCAAAGUAAAGUUCAAUCAACUUGUCCAUCUCAUGUGAGCGUUGAAAUAGAAAUGAAUCUACAUAUUGAAAAAAACAAACAUGAUACCUCAUCAUCUUAAUCUGAACAUGUCUUUCCAUUUCUCAUGAACAUUGAUGAUCGAUUCAACCUGUGAACCAUUGUUAUAUCAUUUAUCUACAUUACACAUCACUACCUAAGUGUAGUUUGGUGGAAAUGCACACAUGUAAUCUCCCUAUCAAUAUUGAGGAUAGUGCAGAUAUGUGCUAUCCAUAUAUACAAGGUAUAUGUCAAUGAAGGAUUGUACCGUUUUAAGACUCAGAAAAAAUGCUAUUGUUUCUGCUAUUUUCAAUUACUUCCCUUGGAUUUUAAAACUCAUUCUUUCUAUAGGAUUUUUUUUUAAAUUUGUAACUUGAUCUUUGCUCCGCAUCAGGAACUAAAUAAACAUUCAGGAGGGAAAUAAAAACAAACUUUGUGUUUCUGUAGCUUGACGUGAAAGUCAGAUCUCAGCCAAACCCGAACAGAUCUUUCAAACAUGAGGUACUUAAAGAUGGCAAUUCAACCUAGUUUAUGUCAUCUCCUAAAGAUUAUUUACACUUUGUGACAUUGUCGUUAAGGACGACAUAUUGGGAACAUUGGAAGUUCCAGAGAGAUAUUUUAUUUGUUUACUUGGCUGUGCACUUUGUUGAAUUUGUUUUCUUUGUUUUACGCUGUCUACUUUUUAAAUGACGUUGACAUAAAAACAUCUUUGAGUCUGCUGCAUAGACAUGUGAAAUUAUUUGAUCUUUUGGAGUACACAAAAUAUUUUUAAAUUAAAGAGAUUUUAAGGUGCCAUUGAGAAUUGGAAAAAGGGGGGGGGGGGCGGGGGUAGGAAAAAGCAAGAGAGAGAGAGAGAGAGAAGUUUUUAUCUUAAGAUAUGGGAUAAUAAUGUUUAGAUAUUAAUAUAAAUGUAUAAAAUAUCCUACCUUCUGUUAUUAUCAUUUUUCUUUAGAUUUAAUAAAAUCUUGUUUUUUUUGCAAUCUGUAUUAUAAUCUAGUAAGUUUUCAUUGCCUGUGCCAUAUAUUUGUUUUUAAACAAUCCAGUUUGUAGAUAUCUAGUGGAAUGGUACUACACUUCCUAAAAUAUGAUUGGUAUCAGUUUCUGUCUUGGUUUACAUACUCUCGCCUACACCAUGUUUGUUUGUCAAAUAGAAUCACAAUUCAAGGGACACAAUCAAUGUUUCCCAAUAAUAAAAAUCUGUGAAUGUUAUUGUUUCCCCUUCAAUAUUUAGAUAUUUCAUGAGCAAUUUAGUCUUUAAGGUUAACUAAAAAUUAAACUUUGAAUUACAGAAUUAACUAAAAAUGAAAGACAUGUAUUUUUCUACUUUCAUGAUAAUUGAGAAAUCUCAUUUUAUGCCGCUCCUACACUAUCGCCAGGAGUGCAAUGAUCAAUUGUACCAUCAAAACAUACUAGUGUUUGUACAUAGUAUAAAGUUCUGGCGGGAAUAUUUGAAUUCAAUGCAUAGUUGAAGGCGAAGUUCUUCUUGUUACUACUGACUUCUGCUUUGAAAUAUGACCCUUGUUGGGUGCUGCGCUCCCCUUCUGAUUGAUUGGUCAACUCUUUUUCAUAACUCAUUUAUACCAUUAUCAUGAAACCAGCUGUCCAUUGUUUUAGAAAUACAAACUUCUACUUGCAUUGGUAAUUUCUAAUUUGUUUUUGUUGACUGUUAUGACAAAAUUCAAUAAAUUAAUCUCUGUCCUUAUCAUCAUGAAUUAUUUGUGAAGACUAGUUGUUUUUUUAUUGAAAUGAAUUAAAACCAAAAACAUAUUUUUGUGAUUUUUUAAAAUUUUCUGUUGAUGAUGUUAUUUACAUUAAAAAAAAAAGACAGACUUUGAAUAGGUAGACAUUGACAAACGCAGCCAUUUAUGUAGACAUUUCGUGUCGAGCAGAGUUAGCAAUGUUGUCAAGGUUUACUUUGUUCGUUUGUUUCAUGUAGUCUGGUUAGUAUGUAAGUACCGGUAGGUCACGUCUGCUACUAAUGGUUCACAAAUCGGACUAGACAAUGUCAUUGGUAUUUAAAAAUACAUUGUUUACUAAG